GUUUGACAGAAAUAUUUUUAGCUUGCUAGCUAGAUCACCCUUGCUAAACUUCGACAAAUAAUAUCAACAAUAUACAAAAUCAUAUCCAAAAAAGGGUCUUUUGUUUUUGUUUUUCCAUCUUCUUUUUCCUAGCUCUUGAUCAGCAAUAUGGACAAGUAUUUCAAUUUUGUAAGGAACAACAAUGGAGUGAUCAAACUACCUCCUGGCUUCCGGUUCCAGCCAACGGAUGAAGAGCUCGUCUUUCAGUAUCUAAGACGCAAAAUCUUCUCAUGCCCUAUGCCAUCUUCUUCAGAUCAUCACAUCAUUCCUGAGAUCAAUGUGUGCAAGUAUGAUCCUUGGGAUUUGCCCUCAGGUGAUAUUGUGGAACAAGAGAGGUAUUAUUUUAGCAACAAGGAAGCAAAAUAUAGGAACGGAUCAAAUAAAGCAAACAGGAAGACAAAUUCAGGUUAUUGGAAAUCAACUGGGUCAGAUAAAAAGAUUGUGUCUUCAACAAUGAAGCAUAUUGUAGGGACGAGAAAGACCCUAGUUUUCUACAGAGGAAAGCCUCCUCAUGGCUCUAGAACUGAUUGGUUCAUGCAUGAAUAUAGUCUUAAUAUUGUCGAUGUAGAAGAUGAUCAGACUAACAGUGGCAAUAAUUUCCCACAGAUUUCUCAAAGCCAAACAGAAAAUAAUUGGGUUCUCUGCCGGAUAUUUUUGAAGGAAAGAUCAAGUAGUAGUACUAACAAUAACAUUAAUAACAUUGAUGAGAUCCAGCAGAAUUGGAAGGAUAAUAAAAUGAGAAGAUCAGUUGGGAUUAAUGAUUGUCAGCCUUAUAAACUGUAUGAUCUUGUUAUGGGAUGCGAGAUUGAUACGAGUCCCAUGCUGCCGUUGUCGUCGUCUUCUUCUUCAAAUUCAAGUUAUGUCACUGAGGAUCAUGAGGUAUCUUCAAGUGGGGGCAUGCCAUGAAGAAAGCAGUGGCUGCUCCGAUUAUUUUGACAUGAACAUGUUUCAUCAAGAGCCAGUGCCAAAUAGCAACCUUUCGUCUUCUUCAGAUCAGAUAUUGUGAAUGUCUAUGCCCAAUAUUUAUGUCCAAAAAUAGUGGAGAUUUAAAAAAGUACUUCAGAAAUGGAAAAUAUAUAUUCCA
Molecule: messenger RNA, 1123 nt
Organism: Morus notabilis
Lineage: Eukaryota; Viridiplantae; Streptophyta; Magnoliopsida; Rosales; Moraceae
Product: NAC domain-containing protein 83
Exons: 3
Coding region: 148-945 (265 amino acids)
Biological process (GO): regulation of DNA-templated transcription
Molecular function (GO): DNA binding
Source: RefSeq, a predicted model, not a curated record